Messenger RNA from Carassius carassius (crucian carp), 1480 nucleotides. RefSeq names its product olfactomedin-4-like. The transcript is spliced from 5 exons. The record is from RefSeq and is a predicted model, not a curated record. NCBI's taxonomy places the organism in Eukaryota, Metazoa, Chordata, Actinopteri, Cypriniformes, Cyprinidae. Bases 17 to 1420 code for a protein of 467 amino acids. Gene Ontology annotation, biological process: signal transduction.
AACCAACUGAUGCACGAUGAUUGCCACACUUCUUUAUUUCGUCCUCUUCAGGUCUGCUGUUGUCGAAGGGGCACUGAGUCCCUGGGCUGAGGGCAGUGCCUCCGGUGGAGAAUGUAUCUGUGAGGCUUUCCUUCCCAACAGCACAUUUCCAAUCAGAGAGCUCAUCUCGCUGGAGAGCACAGCAGUUGAGAUCAACUACAAACUGGAGAUGGAGAUUAGCAAGGUGGAGAUUUAUGAGGUUAAACUAAAGGUCUAUGUAGCAAAAAUAAUGAACCUGACAGUGCUGAUCGAGCAGAUGGAGGAUGACCCCGACUCCUACAGUGAGCUCCACAUAGAGGAGGUGAAAAUCAAGAUCAAGCAGGUGGAGGCUCUAAUUGUGGAGCUGCAGGCCUCUAUACAAACCACCUCUCCUGUGCUCAUAUCCAUACGCAAACAGAUCAGUGUUAUGAUUGCUGUACUGACUCAGCUGGAGAUCACCUAUGAUAAGAACCAAGUUCUUGUGACACGUCGAGAAUAUAUCAUUCUUCAGCAGAAACUAGAAGAGUGCGAGAGACGCCAUAAUGAAAUCUUUAACCCCGACAUUGGCAUCUGCAAUCAUGGUGGAAUAAGAAGAAUCAGCAAACCCAUCAUCAGCCAGCUGAAUGCAGAUCUGAGUGCAGGUUAUAAGUAUGGAGGAUGGGGCAAAGACUCAAAGCCCCUGCCUGGUUCUGAAAACAUGUACUGGUACUCUGGCUCUACUGACACUCUGGUCAGCAGAAUCACACAGUACUCUGACUACUACAAACUGAUCACGAGACAGGGCUAUAAGACACAUCAGCUUUAUGUCCAAUAUAAUUAUGAUUGGCGAGGCACUGGAAACAACUACAUCGUGUGGGAAAACACCCUGUACUAUCAGUUCAGAAGCCCUUUUGCUAUGGGAAAGCUCAACAUGACCAGUGUAAAAGUUGAGUAUAAGGUGAUUCCUAUGGCCAGUGCCCAAUUCUCAUAUCAUUACUCAGCCAACCAGAACCUGGACUUUGCAGCCGAUGAGUCCGGCCUGUGGGUAACCUACGCCACGGAGGGAUCGAAGGGUAAACUGGUUUUAGGGAAGAUCAAUGAAGUUUCAUUUGAAGUAGAGGAGGUUUGGCAGACCAGUAUAUUCAAACCAUCUGUAGGAAACACUUUCAUGAUAUGUGGGGUUCUGUAUGCCACAAGGUCUGUAGACACUAAAACUGAGGAGAUAUUUUACACCUUUGACACUCGCACCGAACAGGAGAGCUAUGUUAGUAUUCCCUUUGAGAAGUUCCAGGACUCUUAUGUUUACUUGGACUACAACCCCACCGAUCAGAAGCUCUACAUGUUCAACAAUGGUUAUUACACCAGUUAUCAUGUUUGGUUCAACUAUGAGGGCUCUAGAGAUAAGCUCUUGAUUGACGAGUAACCCGAGAAUUAUUAAUGCAGCAAUGAAUGUGCUGGAUUUAUGUUUGUGUAAUAAAGUCUU